UCUCCAAACCCCGGAGCACCUAGCAAGGUAAACGGCUUCAGCAACACUGGAACUUAGGUCAUCACAGUGUUAUUAUAUUAUUUUCAAUUCAGUGCCGUUUACCACCAUUUGAAACUGGAUUCUGUCAUAUUUGUUCGCAUCAAUUAACCGAAGUAGUCUUCAUAAGGUAACAAAAUGUCUGCUUUCGUUGCCAGUUUCAUUCAUCAACAAAAUCACGGCGAGGAUGACUGACACGGAGAUCGAGGGUCCGGGGAGACACAGGAACGGUGAUGUGCUCGCAGAAUCGGCGACAAAAAGAGAUGAUGUGUUUGAUGAAACGUACAAAGAGAAAGAAGGUCCUAAACCUUCCAUGAUAAUCGUGUGGAGAAAUAUCAUAUUGAUGACUUUAUUGCACAUUGGAGCCGUGUACGGCAUCACCCUCGUCCCAUCUGCUCACGUUUUGACCUGGGCUUGGUUUGUGUUUUGCUUUUUAACAAGUGCUUUAGGAGUGACUGCGGGGGCUCACCGGCUAUGGAGCCACAGGUCCUACAAAGCCUCGUUACCUCUCAGAAUCUUCCUUGCCACUGCCAACUCCAUGGCCUUUCAGAAUGAUAUCUUUGAAUGGGCUCGGGACCACAGAGUUCACCACAAGUUUUCAGAGACCGAUGCCGACCCGCACAACGCCGUCCGAGGGUUCUUCUUCGCCCACAUCGGUUGGCUCCUGGUGCGUAAACACCCGGACGUCAUUGAGAAGGGGAAGAAGCUGGAGCUCAGUGACUUGAAGGCUGACAAGGUCGUCAUGUUCCAGAGGAAGUAUUACAAGAUGUCAGUGGUGCUGAUGUGCUUCUCCAUCCCCAUGUUUGUUCCUUGGUGCCUGUGGGGAGAGAGCCUGUGGCUGGGCUACUUCGUGCCGGGUCUGCUGAGGUACACCCUGGUACUGAACGCUACCUGGCUGGUCAACAGUGCUGCCCACAUGUGGGGAAACCGGCCCUACGACACCAACAUCAACCCCAGAGAGAACAAGUUUGUCACCCUUAGUGCCAUAGGUGAAGGGUUCCAUAACUAUCACCACACCUUCCCAUAUGAUUACGCAUCAAGUGAGUUUGGCUGCAAACUGAACCUGACCACCUGUUUCAUCGACUUGAUGUGUUUCCUCGGCCUGGCAAAGGACCGCAAGAGAGUGUCCCCUGAAAUAGUGCUGGCCCGGGCUCAGCGCACUGGGGACGGAAGCACCCGGAACCGGAGUGGCUAGGAGGUUUUCCCCAAUCUCAAAAAA
Molecule: messenger RNA, 1255 nt
Organism: Oncorhynchus mykiss (rainbow trout)
Lineage: Eukaryota; Metazoa; Chordata; Actinopteri; Salmoniformes; Salmonidae
Source: RefSeq, a predicted model, not a curated record